This is a messenger RNA of Paramecium tetraurelia, 1773 nucleotides long. RefSeq lists its product as uncharacterized. NCBI's taxonomy places the organism in Eukaryota, Ciliophora, Oligohymenophorea, Peniculida, Parameciidae. Gene Ontology annotation, biological process: protein phosphorylation; regulation of cytokinesis; mitotic cell cycle. Gene Ontology annotation, molecular function: protein kinase activity; ATP binding. The transcript is spliced from 4 exons. Gene Ontology annotation, cellular component: cytoplasm; nucleus; spindle pole. The record is from RefSeq and is a predicted model, not a curated record.
AUGAAUUAGUGUUAUAAUUAUUCUAGUUAAUAUUAAAAUCUGUUAAAAAUAUAGUUGUUAAUAAUGAAAUCAGACUCUUUGGCAAAUUACCAAAUAAAGAACCCGAUAGGUAGAGGGGCUGGUAGUUUUGUGUGCAAGAUUGUAAACAGACUAACCAAAGUAGAAAUGGCUGCGAAGAUUAUUUAGAAAACAUCCUCGAAUUCACACAAAAUAUAAAAUGAAGUAACAAUACAUUCAGAAUUGCAUCAUAAAAAUAUUGUACAUUUGGUAGAUGUUUUUGAAGAUGCUGACAACAGUUAUCUUAUCAUGGAAUUGUGUGAUUAAGACAUUUAUUAAUUAAUUAAGAAAGGGUAAUUGAAUGAACAAUAAAUACGUUUUUAUGGUAAAUAAUUGGCAGAAGGUCUGUAAUAUUUGCAUUCUCAUAACAUAAUUCAUAGAGAUAUUAAAUUAGGGAAUCUUUUAAUACAGAAUGAUAUCCUAAAAAUUGCUGAUUUUGGAUUGGCUGUAAAAUUAGCAGAUGACGAAGAAGAGAGAAAUACACUUUGUGGUACUCCAAACUAUAUUAGUCCAGAAAUCCUAAACUAAUAACCUUAUGGAAAGAAAGUUGAUUUAUGGAGUUUGGGAUGCUGUCUAUUUGCAAUGGCAACAGGUCGUGGUCCUUUUGAGGAGAAAAAUGCUGCUUUGGGCGAUGUUUUGAGAAAAGUGAAACAAGGGGAUUUUGAUCUACCUGCUAAUUCUACUGAAAUUUUUAAGGAUUUAAUAAUGAAUUUGUUAAAUCUUGAUGCAGAUUAGAGAUACUCAAUUGAAAAAAUAAUAAAGCACCCAUUUUUUAUGGAUCCUAUUCCACCUAGGAUCUAAAGUAGAAAUCAAUCCAGUUCUUAGAUCAAGUAACUUUUAGAUUUGAGUCCAUUCGUGAAGUAAUAGCAUCGAUCUACUUGUUCUAUGAUUGGAUUGGAUAAAUAAUAGAUUCUAACUUAGUUUCUAUAGAAAUAACAAUUGUUAGGAGGAAAGAAGUUACUCUUUGGUUAAACAACAAAUGGAAAGAUUUCACUUAAACAAAACUAUCAUCUUGACAACGUUCCCAGAUUCUUCUUACCUUAAGAGACAAACUUCAAUAAUACUAGUUGCAAUCAUCACAACAAAGAAAAUAUCAAUCAAGAAAAUUGCAAUAAAGAAAACAUCAGAGAGAAUAGCGUUAAAAUCAAUAAGCAGAAUUCUUCAGCAAUCUGUAUCUUCACCGAAUCUCCAAUUAAGUUAGGUGAUUUAAAAUCUUGUAAAUUAUAAACAAAAAAUGGUUUACUAUAAAUUCACGAGGAUGGAAGAUUCGAAAUGGAUGUAAGUAACAAAGAUUUGAAUUUUAUCAUCUAAACUAAUGGAUAAGAAAUAAUAGUGUAAAAGAAAGGUUAAAAAGCCAAAUUGUAUAAGUUAAAUGAGUUACCCCAAAAGUUAUAGAAAUUCUAUACUUAUUCGAAAUAGGUUUGUAAUGCAAUCCGAGAAAAGAAUCAGAAAUAGAAACUUAACAAUGAACACGGCAAUUUUGCAUUAAAAAAUACAAAAUUGGGUUAAUGUUAUGAAGGCUAUAUCGCAUAAUCAAAAAUAAAGAUAUAACAUAUCUUAAACUCAGAUACAAUAAAAUUAUAAUAUCACAAUGGGACUACUAAAAUUGUAAAUAUUCAUGAGUUCUAAUAACUUUCAUCAUAAGCAAGAAUGGAUCCAAAUGAAGUGUAUUCAAUUAAAAUUGCACUCAAAUAUUUAACUUAAUGUUUGUAAUGA